GUUCUGCCAACCUUAAUGGAAGCUCCUCUAAUAACCAACCUGUCCUCUAAUAACGUGGCUAUCCGGUGGACCAAUCAUUAUCAAGGAGACGGGCCAAUCUGUGGUUACGGAAUCAACAUCAAGAAAAACGACGACAAAGAUCGUGGUGAUGUUGAGAGCAGUGAUCCCUGGCGCAGCGUCGGGUACGUGUCGGUGGAGAGUGGGCUACUGUAUGAUGUUGGUCAUCUAGAGGCGAAUACCACGUACCAAGUCGUGGUUUCUCCAAUCAAUUGCAUAUCUACUCGAGAAAGUCCACGGGAACCAAUAUUGCAGUGCACCACCAAAACUGUGGCUCUUCCUGUAGUCGCCGUGCCACGUCUCUUGACACUACCUCAAGUAAAGGACGUCACUACAGCAACGAUUAAGAUAGAAUGGAAAGGGGAUUACGACGGCGACGGGCCCAUAUGCGGUUUCGUCGUCGAGAUUAGACCUCCGGCUUCAACGUCGUGGACGAGUGUCGGAUUCGUAUCCUUCGAUGAGGACGAGGACGUUUUCGAUUACACGAUUGAGAGACUCAAUUCUAACACCCUCUACGGGAUAAGUGUUAUAAUUCUGCAUUGCUCCGGCAGAGAAGGAGAAAGGGGUUUUGAGUUUUACCAGUCAACAAAGGGCCGUGAACCACAGACAAAGCCACCAUCUAUAUCGACAUCAACAGCGCCACCAUGCCCGGCGCAGAAGUGGAGAGAAUGUCCUCAGAACCCGCCCAAAGAUGAAUAUCCCUGGAAAAUGAUGUUCUUCAUUGCUCUAAUCAUCAUUUUCUUGAUAUUAGUUGUCAUAAUCGGCAUCUGUUGUACCUAGUUUCUGGGGGAAGGGUCCGGAACCAGUUUAACAUUAGACGACUUCUACUCCUAAGCUACCAGCAGUGGGAACAAACUGGAUAUGACAUCGUCACAAUAGAUCACCACUAACAGGAUACCAAAGUUUGACGUCAUACUGACUAUUACAGUUGUCAGGUUUGCUGGAAACAUACUAAUUUUUUUUUUGUUAUAACUGAAUUCGCCCUGAUCCCUAUCGCCCCAUAAUAGCCGAUGAUAUCGAUGAUUGUUUUACCUGACUGAAAGGAAAGUAUGUAGAUUCGUAUAAGUGAAUAACCCAGUGACUGACGGAUUUGAGUCCUCUCCGAAGAACUUGGUAAUAAGGAUAAAUAUCUUACUAAGGGGCACGAGGGUAUUGACUUGUCUUCGAACCCAGGACCUUCCGGUCACGAGACCACUGCUCUACCUCUGACCCAUCUCGCCUCAUCAAUGAUCGAUGUCGCUGUGAACCUCAUGCGCAAGCUAUGUUAUUAGAACCAGGAACCUGGACGACGAGCGAAUAUGACGUAAGCACUUUGGUAGUCUACCGUGUGAG
This is a messenger RNA of Strongylocentrotus purpuratus (purple sea urchin), 1389 nucleotides long. RefSeq names its product Down syndrome cell adhesion molecule homolog. Gene Ontology annotation, molecular function: protein binding. The record is from RefSeq and is a predicted model, not a curated record. The transcript is spliced from 4 exons. Lineage: Eukaryota; Metazoa; Echinodermata; Echinoidea; Camarodonta; Strongylocentrotidae. The coding region runs from base 16 to 837 and encodes 273 amino acids.